Messenger RNA from Chrysemys picta bellii (western painted turtle), 2812 nucleotides. It is a transcript of the gene GSDMA, whose product is annotated as gasdermin A. Gene Ontology annotation, biological process: pyroptotic inflammatory response; defense response to bacterium. The record is from RefSeq and is a predicted model, not a curated record. Lineage: Eukaryota; Metazoa; Chordata; Testudines; Emydidae. Gene Ontology annotation, molecular function: phosphatidylinositol-4-phosphate binding; phosphatidylinositol-4,5-bisphosphate binding; phosphatidylserine binding.
CGGCACUUUGUCCAAGUCCACUGUACAGCCUCUGGGCCUGACAUAGGACGAGCAAUGCCAAACAGGAGUUUGCUGCAAGUACAGAAAGUUUGCCAAAAUGCUGAGAUGGAAAAAAACAACGAGAAGCUGCUUGGAGGCAGAACUAGAAACAAGCACACACUUCCCAUACAUCACAGGAAGUAGAGAGGAAGCGGGGGAUUUUUAUUUCAACUGCUGAAAAAAUGAAACUAUAUGAGGCCAUGCUGAGAUGACGAAACAUAGCCGAUUGCAGCACUACCAAACAGUUCUGCCAAGUUUGUUUCUAAGAUGAGACACCAUUGAAGGACAAGAAACACACAAGGUGUCGGUAUGUUGCUGUGGGAGUGAGUUUACAGUAAGAGAGGCGCAGGCACACAGGCUGCCUGUUAACUACUUCUGAGACCCUCCUUUCUUCCAGUCUUCAGACAGCGUGUUCAAGGUACAUCAGGCUGCAGACAGGAUGUUUCACAAGGCAACCAAAGACCUGGUAAAGCAGGUGGCUCCAGAUGGAGAUCUGCUCCCAGUUACCAGCCUUAUUGACCAAGAUCACUUCAGACCCCUAUACCUCGUUCGAAAGAAACCAAAAAAGGUAUUCUGGAUGACUCGUCACUGCUACUACAAAACAGGAGUUCAGCUCAGUGCCAUUCUGGUACCUGGACAGGACAGCAGAAAUCUAGAUAUCCAGGAUUCACACUCAUUCACUGUUGAGGACUGCACUGAUGGCAGAGUAAAGUGGACUAUUAAGCUGCCUGAAGACUUUGUGAGUACGGAAUUGACGCUAGAUGCUGGCAGCUACCAAGUGAAGUCCAUCAAGGUGAAAAGAGCAGAGGUCAGCCCAGCAGAUCUCGAGUUUCUACAAGGAGAAAGGAAAAUCAACAUGGACCAUUCCAUCAUUAAGGAUUUACGGAAGCGCAGAGAGAACUUGUAUGUGAUCAACGAGGCUGUACAGACUUUGGAGGAGAGCACAUUAUACAAGGCCAACACCAUGGAAGGCAACAUUCUGAAUGACAUCUGUGUCCAUUUUUCAUUAAAGGGCACCAGAGGCAGCAAGCGUGUCAUAAUUAUCCCUAAGGACUGUGUCCUAGCGUUCAGAAUCAAGCCGCUAAUUAUUCAAAGUGAAUCAUGGUGCAUUUCCCAUCAUCCGGAUGAUGAAACAUUUGUUGCAGACGGUGCAACAGCGCAAUCUAAGUACUCCCCAGAUGGAGGAACGGAAGACCUGCAGACCGACGUUGAAAAAGAAUGUGCAGAGCUCUCACAGUUGUCCACAGAUCUGCGUGCCAAGUUCUUAAAAUCAAUCAUAGCCGUGAUAAUAAACAGCGACCUCUUGCAAGAACUCACACUCCAGCUAGAAGAGGCUUUUGAAGAUGCUGAUAAAUGUGAGCUAAAGAGUGAGAAUCCAGACUUGGAAGACUUGCUAAACAAUUUACAGGAUUCUGCAGGAAGCAUACAUCUUUACCUUGUUGGGCCAGUUCUCUACACUCUACACGCACUUGGUGAGCUAACUGAGGAUCAGUUACUGCGGCUGGCACAGUCUGUGCAGAAGCAGAUUGUAUCCGAACAGCUCGAGCUGGUGAGAGAGAACGCCAGUGAAAUACAGCACCACACAUCUCUCAAUGAAGUCUUCCCUUUUGUGGUCAAGAGCAUCUUGAAGCAAGAUUUCCACCUGAAAGACGCUUUCACCCUGGAUGCCAAGCUGGUCUCCUCCCUGCAAGAGGAGGAACUGAACAUAACCAAGGCAAUGAUAGAGCUGGGUGGAGUAACACUGCAGAGAAAUGGACCUUCUUUCACUGGGACUGGAGACCUGGCUGCUUUCUCAGCCCUCAGUGCAUUGUAUGUAGCCUUGUAUGCUUUACAUCUUCUGUCUAGAUCAGAGUAGAUAGGACACCUUUCCUCACAUUAGAAGGGAUGUCAAUAGAAAGACUGAAAAAAUAUUUCCUGAGGUUGAUUAUGGGAAGUGAGUUUUUCUCUACAAAAAGUAUCCCCAAUUUUAUCCACAUCCACACACUGUAGCAACCUCACUUUGAUCUGGAUGAGACUCUCUUCAUAUCUCCUCAAUGCUGCUUCUAGAUCAGUAGGUGGGAGAAGGGGAUUGUUGCAAGUUGCCUGGCAGCCAAAGGAAGCGAAAACCAGAACCAAGAAUUAAAACAGGUUCUCUCACGAGAACCCAUGGCCCAGAAUGUCGUGAGCUUACCUGCCAUAUUUUGGCAGAACCGGCCAAUGGGAGCUGGGGGGGGGGGCCUGCGGGCAAGAGGAGCUGGAGCUGCUGCUGGCCGCUUCAGGCGCAGCACGGUCCGCAGUGCCAGGACGGGCGGGAAACCUGUCUCUGGCACCCUGGCUGCGCCGCUGACUGGGAGCUGCUGGAGGUAAGUCCGUGCCCCAACCCCAAUGUUACAUUGCAUAUGGAAACAUCGGGGGGCACAACUGCCUAGAGAACAGCCACUAAUUAUAACCUAUAAGUAAUGUAGUAAGCCCUCCCCCCUACUCUACUAGACAGCCUGGACCCAACCUUCUCGGGCCCACUGUAAUGGGAAGUCUGGAACACUAAUUGGAAUAGGCAUGGUAUGCCCAUACGAGAGAAGGUGCAGGGCACAGUACUACACAAGGGGCAGAUGGAAUAUCAACACCUUCCAUCUUGAUUCCUUUCCCUAUCAGGAAGUGUGUCGCCAUAUGUCCUAUGCUUUUCCAGGGAUACCUGGGCAGGAGGAUCCCAAAAGAAAAGGAAUGAAAAAAGGGGAGGUGGAGUGUUAGGAUAUAGAUAUUCAGGCCUAUCUGUAAACGCCUAUACUUUAAGAAU